AUCAAAAGCAGCAGCGCUACACCUACAGCGCCAAAAUUCAAAAUACGUUUCUUUGACAACAGCGACUUUCUGUCAUGUGUUGAUUUGAUUUAUUUAACACAUAAUAUGAUUCCGCUGACCGCACAACAAGAGGGAAUCCAGCCAGGAGACACAGCAAUCACACUGUAUUUGUCUUGUCCGAAUAUCUGCCAGCAUCCAUCUCACUGACCAUGAGGCGAAGCCCGAGGCGACCCCUGAUCCUCAAAAGAAGAAAGCUACCCUUUCAGCAACAUGACCCACCACCAAGAAGCCCCAAAGAGUCUGCUACGUCACCCCCAUCUAGUAGGUCCUUUCCUGACGGCAUCCGCAUCCUGGAUCAUCCUUCCCUGCCCAACACGCAAGUGGUGGUCAUACCCAAAACGGCCGACCUGCAGAGCGUCAUCGAGGCUCUCACUGUGAAGGGCAAAGAGUGUGGUGCCCAGGGCCGCAACAAGUUCAUUCUUCUCGGGGAGAGUGGCAGCCUGGACAGCAGUUCUCUUUACCAGGCUAAGACAGAAGACGUCUUUACGGGGAUCCCGGUUGGACAGCAACAGAGCGGACCCAGCGGCUUCACUGGAAUAAAGCAAUAUAAAAAUGAAGAGAACGACGUCGCUUUUGACAGCGCUGUGUGCAUGCAGCAGCAGGAAAGCAGUGGUGCCUUUCAAGCAGGACAUGAUGCUCCUGAUGCCAGCAAAGAAAAACAAACAGCUCUUCAGGUGCCCGAAUGUGAGAAGCCGCCCUUUUCCUACAUGACCAUGAUCCAGUUUGCCAUAAACAGCCACAAGGACGGACACAUGACGCUGAAAGAGAUCUACAAGUGGCUCCAGGAUCAUUUCCCCUUCUUCAGAGACGAGACCAAGAACGGAUGGAAGAAUUCCGUGCGUCAUAACCUUUCCCUUCACAACAUGUUUCUACGCAAGCCGUCCCCGUAUCGCAGCGUUUCCUUUUGGACCAUUCGGCCCGAAGCCAACCGAGGUCUGACCCUGGAUCAGGUCUACAAGCCCGGCUGUGAUCCGGUGCCCGCCCCUUAUGCCGCGCCCAUGCUUCCGUUUUGUUACCAGCAAAUGCCAACAGUUGCUGAUGCCAGGGAAGACCAGAGCAGCUUGGGUAAGUUAAGUCACACAGACGGGGGACCCGUACACCAUACAGAGAGGCGGACGAAGCCUCUUCCCCCACGAGCGCCUUCCUGCCUGGUUCCCAUGCAGCUCCCUGUCAGCACCUCCUCCCUGGCAGCCCACACGCCCCCCUCUCAUAGCUCACCUGCAGCCAAGAGGCCAAGAAAAGCUCCUCAGCAGGUGGCGCAAAGCAAACAUUGCCACGCUCCAUCGAGCAGCGUGUCGGCAGCGGAGGUGAAAGCGAAGGCACCGGACGUUCCCGCCAAACGCAAGAGUCCCAGAGCUCCGGCAAAGAGACAAGCAAAGGGGUCCCGACGCAAGCAGCGUCUGGUCCACUCUCUGCACGACGAGCCCGUGCUCGUGUACUCGGAACGCUCGGGCUUCGACUCUGGCAUCGCCACCUCGCCCACCUUCCUGGACUCGCAUGGCAGUCCCGACCGGCUCUUCUCCGACCGGACCCCCGUAAAAACCAGCAGCAGCCGCCUCACCUCAUCCACGCCCAGCAAACCCCGCUCGGGCGUCCUGCCCGAGCCCUGGAAGGUCACCCCCUCUGGGAAGGAAGGCCGCAGCGUUCUCGACUUCAGCCCCAUCCGCACGCCGAGCGGCCCCGCAUCCACGCCCCUGCACGACUACACCACCUUCAGUCUGAGCGGCACCCCCCUCAAGGACUGGCCCGUCUUUUGCUCCCCCGCCGCCUCGCCCUCCAACCACUCGCUGACCGAGGCUCUGAUCCUGGACACCAUGAACGACAGCCUGAGUAAGAUCCUGGUGGACUUCAGCUUCACCCUGGAGGACGAGGACCUGGCGCUGGCCGACGUCAGCCUGUCGGAGAUCAUCCCUCAGCUCAAGUAGCUCCGUUCACGUUCUUUUAUUGUCGGGGAAGACCUGACACUUUAGAGAAGCUAAUAUGUGUCUUUUAUAUAUUGACUUGCACUUUCUGUUAUUUAAUUUUGCCUCGGAGAAAGCCAGCGAGAUGCCUCCUGGAUGGAAGGUUACAAUGCGGUUCGGGUUGUUUAGAAAUGAGAUCUUUUCAAAGAAAACGGACACAAAGUCACGACUACAUCCUGCAGUAUCUACACAUUAGCAAGAAGAUUGUAUUGGUGCAAUCCUCGCGAGCACAAAAUAAUCCUGCCACUGUUUCUUCUAGAAUAAAUGUGUGGACGUGUGUGCCUCUGAAACGCUACGUGGAGUAUAUGAUGUCGU
Messenger RNA from Doryrhamphus excisus (bluestripe pipefish), 2336 nucleotides. The record is from RefSeq and is a predicted model, not a curated record. NCBI's taxonomy places the organism in Eukaryota, Metazoa, Chordata, Actinopteri, Syngnathiformes, Syngnathidae.